Molecule: messenger RNA, 1388 nt
Organism: Hyla sarda
Lineage: Eukaryota; Metazoa; Chordata; Amphibia; Anura; Hylidae
Exons: 8
Coding region: 45-587 (180 amino acids)
Source: RefSeq, a predicted model, not a curated record
UGCGCCGUUGUUGCUAGGAGACCGACGAGUCUGGAGAGAGAUGGAUGCGUACGGCGCACGCGCCGGAGACACGUCACGUGACCACAGACGGCAGGAUGGCACGACUGACUAGGCGUGUGCCUGCCUCAAGUAACAAAGAGCCUGCCUCAAGACAAACAGAAGCUUUUGGUGAAGAUGAUCAGGAUAUAACAGCAAGACGGCCCAUGAUGAAUAUGAACAAUGAAAAUUCUGGACAUGAAGAUUCUGGAGAAAUAAGAAGAAGCCAUAUAAUGGUGUUACAGGGAAAAGGAGUUACAAGUUUGGUCCUUACGCUUCUGAAUUUAUUUUUGCAUGGUUUAUUGAGCAUACUGCAGAAAUACAGAUAUCUGAUCUGGGUUUCACUUAAUAUUCUAAUUGUUGGCGGGUUCAUGUACUAUUAUUUUGAUGACAAUGCUUCAUGUUUAUCAGACAGGGAAUCACUAAAAAUUCAGCUGAUAGAGUUAGAAGCAAAAGCGGAAAGUGAGAAGAGGCUCAUAGAGGGAAAACUACAAAGUCUGCAGGAAUCAGACUCUGGAGGAGGCUAUACUUCUGCAAUAAUGGCCCCCUGAAUAUUUUUUGCAAUAAUUUCUUAUUUUUUAUGGACUUAUUACAUACCUUAUAGACUGCUGAUUUGGGACCAGGAGAGAAGCAACUUGAUGUCCACUUUCCAUUAUAAGAAGAAUUUCACCUACAGAUAGUAUCAAUAAACUAAUCAUAGGCCCUCACAGUGUGGAUAGGAUUCUUCAUGAAUUGUUGGGUUUAUGCAGUAACACAGACUAUAUGGUUGUACAUAUAUUUAUAUAUUACUUUUAUUAAAUUUUUUAAUCUUUGUUUUUUUUUUAAAGAAACAAAAAUAGAGCAUAUGUUUUACAGUGCAAUGUGGUUUGUGACAUCUGAAAAAGGCCUCUCGAAUGUUAUACUAAUAUGUGAUCCGAGGUUUCUCAAACAUGCACAAAGGAUGCGGUCUAUCGCAAGCCCUUCACCAACAGGAGAAAGGCCCCCCAACAAACCUUACCCUUCGCCUCCUGACCAAAAGGCACCUGCGAGGUUCCAGGUUCAAUGUCCCUUUUUGCUGAAGCUACUAAGGAACCACAAAUGCCCCCAGCAUCCCCCUAGGCAUUAGCCAAGGUAUCUGCCUGCAGAGCCGUCAACGGUCGGUACCCUGCCCAAGCAGGUGUACCCAGGGUUUUUGCAGGGAGGUGCGGAACCUAAUGGCCACACAGACCUCCCCUAGACCACCAGGAGGGAUUCCCAGAAGGGCUACCGCAUCCUAACAAAUCCUGUGGUCACACAACACGCAUAAAGUGACACUGAACAAAAAUAAAGAAAUAAGUGAAUGGGGUUUAUUUACUAAGAUUGGAGUACUGUAU